Molecule: messenger RNA, 4164 nt
Organism: Harpegnathos saltator (Jerdon's jumping ant)
Lineage: Eukaryota; Metazoa; Arthropoda; Insecta; Hymenoptera; Formicidae
Product: chaoptin
Exons: 10
Coding region: 199-3915 (1238 amino acids)
Molecular function (GO): protein binding
Source: RefSeq, a predicted model, not a curated record
AAUCGUCCACGAGCCGAGUCCUCGACAUGUUUUGCUUGCCUCCUGGUCUCGGAUAAAGCCAACGCUCGAGAGCCAUGAAGGUAUCCUGAAAAUCGACGCUUUACUGAGAUGAGUAUCUCGCUUUUGAAGCCCAUCUGACGUACGUCAGUUUCCGGGAGAGGAGCUCCGGGAGAUCACCUGGAUCUAGUCCUGGACAAGAUGACGCCCAACGCGAUUCGUCUCGCGAAUAUACUACUUUUCCUCCUGUGGAGCCCCGGAGUGAUAGAAUGUUACAACGUGCCGUGCGCGUUCAACACAAUGUGCAUGUGUUGGGUCCAGGACGACGACGACGACUUCACGAAGAUGGACAUCAGUUGCAUGGGAGUUCCGUUCGCGCGGUUUCCUGACGUGUCGGUGAGUUACGUGACGCAGCUGGACAUCGUCGGCUCCGGGAUGCAGGUUUUGGACAACGACGCGCUUGCAAGUUCCGCGGGUGUCGAAGCCUUGGGGCUGAUGAGCAAUCGAUUAUCCAGCAUAGGUGACAAAUCUCUAUUAGGUAUUACGGACAGUCUACGCUCGCUGGAUCUGAGCUACAACUCCCUCGAGGACGUGCCCUUCAAGGCCUUUCGCGAUCUGAAAAAGCUGAAUUGGCUGAAUAUGCACAGCAAUCACCUAACGUCAUUGGACGGCGACUGGGGCCGCACCAGAGACACCCUAUCGAACGCGUUCUUCGGCGACAACUCGAUCACCGAGGUGCCAAGGCUGUUCUCGAGCUUCGGCGCGUUGGUGUGGUUGAACGUAGACAGCAACAACAUCGAGGAGUUCCCUAAGGAGUGUUUGCCGCCAAAUAUGCACACCCUGAGCAUCAACAAUAACCUUCUGAAGGAAUUCCCGCAGUCUUUGGGCGGCCUGAAAAGCCUCACCUGGCUCUACAUGAGGGGAAAUAACAUCGGCUACCUGGAACUGCCGGAUUUCCGCAGUUCCAGUCUGGAGCUGAUCGACAUCAGCGAGAAUUCCAUCGAGUGGAUGAAGACGACGUUGAGCAAUCGUACACUGAAGGUGGUGGACUUCAAUCUCGCCGGUAACAAACUGACCUCGCUGCCAGGUAGAAUGUUCGAUCGCCUGGAGAUCAAAAGACUGCACUUAUCGUCGAACGGUGUCAGAAACGUCGACGAUGAGGCCUUUCACGGCCUGGAAGACAUUCUCGAGUACUUGAAUCUGGAGAACAACGAUCUGUCGGCGGUGCCGAGCGCCGUUAGCCAGUUGAGAACGUUGUCGUACCUUUACCUGGCUAAUAAUGAGAUUCGGAAUAUCUCCAGCGAGGCGUUUCAAGAAUUCGCCGAGCAUCUGAAGGCUCUCUCCCUCGCGACUAACAGUUUGGACGCGGUGCCAGUGGCCGCUUUGUCCAGAUGCCAGAGGCUACUGCACCUGAAUCUCGGUUACAACAAGAUCUCCCACGUCGAGCCGGGUGAUUUCGAGUGGGCCGAAGAUCUUGAGAUCCUGCUGCUGAGGAACAACGUCCUGACGAAACUGAAAGCUGAGACCUUCAAGGGGGCUGGUAAAUUAAAGGAACUCAGCCUGUCGUUUAAUCAUCUGACGGAACUCGACGACGACUGCUUCGUCGGUAUCGAAGAGAGCCUGGACAUCCUCGAGCUGAGCUUCGCCUUCGCCACGGACGUGUUCCCGCAACGUGCACUCAGACCGCUGACGAAUCUCUUGUGGCUGGUUUUGGACAACAACAAUUUCCAGACGAUCGAGGCGACGGCCUUCUACUCGUUCCAGCAGCUGCGUUACAUCAGCAUGGAGUCCAACAGGCUGCACUAUUUGCCCGAGAGAAUAUUCCUCUCGAGUGUGCACCCCGAGCUGAAAGACGUCAAGCUGGGAUACAAUUUUCUUGAAGCGAUCCCGGAGUCGAGCUUCCAUAACCUGACUGAGCUACGUUCUCUCGAUCUCACUGGAAAUCGAAUAAAGGUCUUGGCGUCCGGCUCGAUCGUAGAUUGUCCCAAGCUGGUGACCAUCUCGUUAGCUUACAACAGGAUACAGAAGAUGGAGAGGAACGCUUUCUACGGUCUGUCCAGCUUGCGUUUCCUUCACUUGGAGUUCAACAAGCUCACCGUGUUGGACCUGGGUGCCAUCUCGGAGAUCGGUGGGCCCGACUUCGCCUUGAACGUCUCCUACAACGCGAUCGCGUUCGUCGACUCGGGGUCUUCGAUGAACAAUCUCACUAGACUGGACCUUGGCUUCAACAACAUCAGCCAUCUGUCCCCGGACACAUUUUACGGCACGCCCGACUUGAAGAGCCUCAAUCUGCAGAACAACUUUCUCACGACCAUCGAUCCGGGAACGUUCGCGCUUCCUCACCUGGAAACUCUGGACUUAACGGACAACAAGAUCGACACGUUGCGCAAGCAGUCCUUUCACGGUCUGGACUCUCUUCAAAGACUGGAUAUAGGCGGAAACGAGAUCGCUCAGCUGUCGACCGAGCAGUUUCGGAACCUGAAGAAUCUGCGGAUCCUGAAUCUCUCUAACAACAAGAUCCGAUCGUUACCGAGAGACGUUUUCGAGGGCACCAGGCUGGAAAUCCUUGACUUGAGCCAUAACAAAUUCACUGCCGUGCCCUCCGCGUCAUUCUUGGAGGUCGGCUACACCUUGAGGGAUCUCAACAUGGCGGAAAACUUCUUGGACCACCUAGACUCGACCGCGUUCCCGACUUCUCAGCUGGUGGCCUUGAAUCUGGCGCAAAAUCGUCUGACGAUCCUGCCGGAUAAUUCAUUCGUCUCCUUGGGCAAAUUACUGAGCCUGAACGUGUCGCAGAAUAUUCUUCAGGCGAACUUCAAGGAGCUAUUUCACUACCUGCCGGACCUCAGGCAACUCUAUCUGGCCAACUGCGGUCUUAGAAGCGUACCGUUGCUACCAUUGACGAACUUGAACGUCUUGGACUUGUCGUUCAAUAAUAUUGACGAGACUGCCGAUAAGCAGUUCAGUUUCUUGGAAGGUCUGAAGAUCCUCUUAUUGGUCAAUAACUCGUUGACAUCGAUGCCUGGCGUUAGAUUGAAUCUUCUGAGGGAACUCGACGUUUCCGGUAAUCCUAUCGAGGAACUGACGAAGGAGAGCUUCCUGGGUUAUCUGCGACUGGAAAAAUUAAAUUUGAAGAACCUAAAUCGCACCAAAUCAGUGGACAAGGAUUGCCUCCGGCCGUUGAAGUACCUGAAACACCUGCGCAUCCAGACGUGGCCGCAGGCUGACGGCUUUCAUCUCCGUCACUUGCUAUCCGGCCUACCGCUCCGGACGGUCGAGAUUCAAGUAACGGAGCACCUGCUGAAACACCAGAUACAGAAUGCUUUCACGAAGCAAUUGAAGGAGCUGACGAUUACCGGAAGCGAUCUCGAGCUGAUCUCCUCCGAGGCGUUCUCCACCAUCGAGGGCGGCGACCUGAUACUGCGAAUCAAGGACACGCACGUCCGCAGACUGCAGUCGGAUAUUUUUCUAUUGUUGACGAAGAGAUUGUCGCAGCUCACGCUGGACCUGAGGAACAACCACAUCAACGAGCUGAGUCCGUCGAUAAUCUACGGGAAUCUCUCUUGGGAGACUGUAGGGACCAACAUGGUGGCCGGUGGGCUGCAGGUAUCCGGAAACCCGCUCGAGUGCGACUGCGAGAUCGCGUGGCUGAGUCUGUGGCUGCGCAGGUGGCUGAGGGAGUCCCGGCAGAUCCACACGGCCUCGCAAUCCGACGCCAGGCAAUUAAGGACCAUAGCCGGCCGAGCUGUUUGCACGGAGACCACUCCGUCGUACUCGUCCGACAAGGUCCUGCUGACGCUCGGUACUCCGCACACCGCCUGCCAAGCGUCCGCCCUCAGCUCGGGGAAUUACGAACGCCUGGCGACGGCCUGGCUGACCUUCGUCAAAUUCUUCAUCCUCGUUUCCGUUGUUAAUUAAUUGGCCGCUGGUUGCCGUGCGGCAACGGAAAGUUUUCGGCGCUCGAAACUGCCGAAAUGUCAUUCACGUCGUUAGCUAUCUUAAUUCCGAAGCGUAGAUGAAUAUUCGCGGCGCGAUCAAGACUCUCCUCGGCAGAAGGAGACCGAUCUUGUGAGCUUCUGAAAGACGUCUGGAAAGUGUCUAAAAAGAAAUGUCAGACGUCUUUCGGAUGUUCUCUCUCUCUCUCUCUCUCUCUCUCUCUCUCUCUCU